ACGAUACCAAACACCAAUCUAGAAUUCAACCCGACUCGGCGACUCGUGCCAGGCGAAAGCCGAAAUUGGAGCGGGCGCUGUCUUGGACAAACAGAAGUAUUAAAAAGACUGAAGCAGUCGUGUCGUGAACACUGGACUGGGAGUUGGAUUGGUACUAGCAACAGCCUUAUCGAAAAUGGCUCUAUGGAUGGAAGCAGGUUCGGAACCGACGACGGCAAGCGAAAGAGCAGAUAUCGAUGGUAUCAUCGCCAUUAAAGAGUCAGUGGCUCUCGAGCUUAAGGAAAAAGGUAAUGAGUAUGUCAAGAUGGGUAAAAAGCAUUACUCAGAUGCUAUUGAUUGCUACACUAGGGCACUAAAUCAGAAGGCCUUGURUGAUUCUGAGAAUUCAAUCAUUUAUGCAAACCGUGCUCAUGUGAAUCUACUUCUCGGAAACUAUAGGCGUGCUCUUGAGGAUGCUGAAGAAGCAGUAAGGCUAUGUCCUACAAAUGUCAAGGCACUUUACCGAGCAACCAAAGCUGCUUUGACUUUAGAUCUGUUGACUGAAGCAGCAUUGUUCUGCCGAGCUGGACUUGAGCAGUCCCCAAGUAAUGAUGAACUAAAGAAGUUGGCAAAGCAAAUUGAUUUACGUAAAUCAGAACAUGAACUGCAUGAGGCUCAAAUUAAGGAGGCUGUGGCUGCAGCUAAGGAUAUUGCUUCUGCAAUUGAGAAUAGAGGGGUGAAGCUUGGGAAACCAAUGUAUCAAGAACUCACUGGAAUAAAAAAGCCUAUUUUAGAUAGAAAUAAUAUUCUCCACUGGCCCGCUCUUCUUCUCUAUGCAGAGGUUAUGUCCAGUGACUUUAUUGAGGACUUCUGUGAAACUGAUGUGUUCUCAGCACACUUAGACAUGAUGUUUUCAGAAACUUGUCCACCAUUACCAUGGGAUAGAGAACAUGUUUACACUCGUGAAGCAGUUGAACUGUACUAUGAGGCUGGUUCUGCAGUUCCUUUGUCAAAGACUGAAAUUCUUAGGCAUUUCCUAGAGGGAACUCCAGCUUCUCUUGUAGAUAUUGGUUGUGAUGAAGAAAAAGAUGCACAACAGGACUGGAGCUCAGGUAAAGGCCAUAAAUGGAUCAAAGUAGAUGAGAAGAAAACACUGCACAGUGUUCUGAGGCAACCAGAUGUUGUUAUCCCUGGAAUCCCUGUAUUUUAUGUAGUCUCAAAAGGCUCAAACUUCUACAAGGAAUUCAGAUCUGGGAAGUGGGCUCCUCCAUCAUGAGACUACAGAAACAGCAGAGAGAGCAUGGUUUGAAAAGAUGAGCUUAUAUCUCACGCCUGGCCACCAUGACCAUAUUUUCACGGGUAUCAAGAUUUAGCAAUGACGUGAACCAUGUUUACUAAAUUAAUGCGCCUUUGGUUGGAGAGAUGAUAAACUUACUUUGAUUAAUACAGCGGCAUCUAAAUGGUAGUUGAUAAAUCUAUUGUCCAACUAUUAGUAUUACCUUGGCCAGUUGGCCUACCAAAAGGAGGAAAAUGGAAAAGCUGCUACUGCGUUGAGAACUUGUAUAUGACUUUUUAACUUUGUUUUUUUUUUGAUCAGUGCAUUAUUCUGUAAUAAAUGCUUAUAUAUCUAUAGCAAUAGAUAAUUGACAAAUUGACAGAAUAUGGGUUCAGAUCAACUAUUGUGAGGCGAUUUGUGUAUUAAUCGUAAUGAAGAAUCACCAAGUUCAUGUAGGA
This is a messenger RNA of Nelumbo nucifera (sacred lotus), 1713 nucleotides long. The record is from RefSeq and is a predicted model, not a curated record. NCBI's taxonomy places the organism in Eukaryota, Viridiplantae, Streptophyta, Magnoliopsida, Proteales, Nelumbonaceae.